Molecule: messenger RNA, 798 nt
Organism: Fragaria vesca subsp. vesca
Lineage: Eukaryota; Viridiplantae; Streptophyta; Magnoliopsida; Rosales; Rosaceae
Product: F-box protein At2g02240-like
Exons: 1
Coding region: 1-798 (265 amino acids)
Molecular function (GO): protein binding
Source: RefSeq, a predicted model, not a curated record
AUGGCCCCCAAAAGAUCACUUGACGUCACCGGAGCCACCGUUAGCGAAGAACAAAGGGGGCGUCUUACGUCGGAGAAGCAGCUAGACUUGCAAGACUUGCCGGAAGGAUGCAUAUCCCACGUUAUCUCGUUAACAAGUCCUCCAGACGCAUGCAGGCUCUCCUUGCUUUCUAGGGUUAUCAAGUCAGCCGCAGAAUCCGACGCAGUCUGGGACAAGUUCAUCCCACCUGAUACACACGCGAUCCUUUCCCAGUCCAACUCCCUUCCCUUUUCAAAAUCCAAGAAGGAGCUCUACAUGACUCUCUGCGACAACCCCGUCCUCAUCGAAGACGGAAACAUGAGCUUUUCAUUGGACAAAUGGAGCGGGAAGAAGUGCUAUAUGAUAGCUGCAAAGCGCCUCAGGAUUGCUUGGGAUAAUACUGCUCCAUAUUGGAGACGAAAAUCUCUGACUAGUAAUCAGUCCAGGUUUAAGGAUGCGUCGGAGCAAUAUGGUAUGGUAGGUUGGUUUGAAAUCCGUGGGAGAAUCGAAACGCGCAUGCUCUCACCAUGCACGACGUAUAAAGCUUAUCUGGUGUACAAUGCUAGUAGUGAAGUCUUUAAUUCAUAUCAUCUAGGGCGGCCUGUGGUGGUCACAGUUGGUGCAAGAGCUUAUGGCUUUGAUUAUGAAUGUCCUGGUUUGCAGGAACAAACAGCAGGCAUGAAGCGCACUUCGUUUCUGUCACGCAGAAGAGAUUUAGAAGCUGAGAUCGCUCAUAUGGAAAGAAGGUUCGGAAGAAGUUUUCAAAACCAAGGAAGAUAA